AUGAUCUUCGCCGCCCGCCAACUUCAGGAGAAGUGCCAGGAGAUGCGGACCCACCUGUACUCUACCUUCGUGGACCUGACGAAAGCCUUCGACUCAGUGAAUCGUGAAGGACUGUGGAAGAUCAUGCAGAAGUUCGGCUGUCCGGAGCGAUUCACUCAGAUGGUGCGUCAGCUGCACGACGGUAUGAUGGCGCGAGUCACGGACAACGGAGCUGUCUCAGAGGCAUUCGCAGUGACCAACGGAGUGAAGCAGGGAUGCGUGCUGGCACCAACCCUCUUCAGUCUUAUGUUCUCUGCCAUGCUGAUGGACGCUUACCGCGACGAACGCCCUGGAAUCCGCAUCGCCUACAGAACGGACGGUCAUCUCCUGAAUCAACGGCGCAUGAACUUCCAAUCGCGUGUAUCCACAGCCACCGUGCACGAACUCCUCUUCGCCGAUGACUGCGCCCUGAACACCACCUCCGAAGCGGAGAUGCAACGCAGCAUGGACUUAUUCUCCGCCGCCUGCGAAAACUUUGGGCUGGUUAUCAACACGCAGAAGACGGUGGUGAUGUAUCAGCCGCCUCCCGACUCAGCCACCGCCCCCAACGCGCCGCCGCAAAUCAACGUGAAUGGGACUCAACUGCAAGUGGUAGAGAACUUUCCGUACCUGGGCAGCACGCUCUCCCGCAACACCAAGAUCGACGACGAAGUCGCCAGCAGGAUCUCGAAUGCCAGUCAAGCCUUCGGACGCCUCCGAAGCACAGUUUGGAAUCGUCAUGGUCUCCAACUGAGCACAAAGCUGAAGAUGUACAAGGCCGUCAUCCUGCCGACGCUGCUGUACGGAGCGGAGACCUGGACGGUGUACACCAGGCAGGCACGUCGACUAAACCACUUCCACCUCAGCUGUCUCCGCCGCAUCCUGAGGCUGAACUGGCAGGACCGCAUCCCCGACACGGAAGUACUGGAACGAACGGGAAUCCUCAGCAUCUACGCCAUACUGAAACAAAUGCAGCUGCGCUGGAGCGGCCACCUGGUGCACAUGGACGACGAGCGACUACCCAAAUGA
Messenger RNA from Spirometra erinaceieuropaei, 1047 nucleotides. The record is from the annotation of a GenBank genome assembly. NCBI's taxonomy places the organism in Eukaryota, Metazoa, Platyhelminthes, Cestoda, Diphyllobothriidea, Diphyllobothriidae.